UCCCACCCGGUGCUCUCCGCCCGGCGCCGACCGGGUUGUCCCGGACAGCGGGACGCGCGGGCGGGCAGGGGCGGGGCUUUGCGCACGGCCCGCCUCCUGCCUAGAAAAGAGCCCGGGCCGGGCUCGCUCCAAAGCUCCACAGACAGCUGCUGCUCGUCUUCAUCCGUCUGCCCGCAGUCCGCACCUCUCUGCCACAUGGACCCCAACUGCUCUGGCUGCGCUGGCGGCGCCUGCACCUGCGCGGACUCCUGCAAGUGCAAAGACUGCAAAUGCGGCUCCUGCAAGAAGAGCUGCUGCUCCUGCUGCCCCGCGGGCUGUGCCAAGUGUGCCCAGGGCUGUGUGUGCAAAGGGGCGUCGUCGGACAAGUGCAACUGCUGCGCCUGAGAUGGGGGCCGGGAAGGGUCCCCAAUGUAAUAGAACACUCCUGUGUGCCGCCCCCCCAGUUUCCCUCUUUUUACUAUGAACUAUGUGAAUGACAAUAAAAGUCUUUGAAUGGA
Messenger RNA from Sorex fumeus (smoky shrew), 497 nucleotides. RefSeq names its product metallothionein-2A-like. The coding region runs from base 196 to 384 and encodes 62 amino acids. Gene Ontology annotation, molecular function: metal ion binding. NCBI's taxonomy places the organism in Eukaryota, Metazoa, Chordata, Mammalia, Eulipotyphla, Soricidae. The record is from RefSeq and is a predicted model, not a curated record. The transcript is spliced from 3 exons.